Molecule: messenger RNA, 336 nt
Organism: Paraglomus brasilianum
Lineage: Eukaryota; Fungi; Glomeromycota; Glomeromycetes; Paraglomerales; Paraglomeraceae
Source: the annotation of a GenBank genome assembly
AUGGAGGUGAGGAAGAGAAAGAACAAACGGGGGCAAAGAAGCUUGUUGGGAAGCUUGUCGGAUGAUAGCGCUGCAGCAGCCGCGAGUAGUAUGGAAGACAGUCAAUCGGACAUUGAUAAAUAUUUGUUCAUAUCUAAAAUCUCAAGGACAAUGGGAAUAUCUAAGGACUCGAUAAUGCAGGCUUUUAUCCAACGAUACAAUGGGAGGGAGAUUGAAAAUGUAAAGGGGGCUGCAGGAGUAUUUGGUAUUGGUACCAUGUCAGUAUUCAAAACUCCUGACCCGCCUAACCCAACCGUUCGUCGAACAGCCGCAUGUAGGCAACACAAAAGAAGAUGA